AAAUGGGGUAUUUCCAUAAAAAUAAACACCUUAUUGAUUUAGGCCAUUCUGAUAAUUUAAAGAAAGCUGAAAAACAUAUUAAAAGUAAAACAUUCAAAGGGAAUGUAUGCUCAGAAAAUAGGUGUUCUUCAAAAGAUCCUUUGAUCAGCAGUAGACAUACGAUACAAAAAUCUAUUAUGCAAGAAGACAUACAUCUGGUAUCAUCAACUAAUUCCAAAGAUAGGUUGCAUGAAAAAAACAAAGAACGAAUAAACUCAGCAAAAUGCUACAAAAUAAAAGGAGACAUAAAAACAAAGAAAAAUGAAGUGACAUAUGCCAAGAAAGGAACAGCAAAAGAUAAAGAUGAAAAAUAUUGUAAGAUUAUACCAGAAAAAGAUAAUUCAUACAUGGACAAAGAUGAACAUGGUUCAUCCUCUGAAAGUGAAGAUGAAGCACUGGGUAAAUAUCAUGAGGCCUUAUCUAGAACACACAAUUCCAAACUACCAUUGGCAGAUUCUAGACAAAAGAGCUAUACUUGGGAAACAAGACAAAAGUACAGUCCUCUGUCUGCAGAGUAUGAUGGAUACAGUAGUGAAGCAUCAAUAGAUGAAGGAAACUGCAUUCAGAGAAUGAGAAGAACACCCCCACUGGAUGAAUUACAGCCACCACCAUAUCAGGAUGACAGUGGUUCUCCCCAUCUCUCAUGUACACCCUCAGAAAUUGGGGACAGUAAAUGUGAAUUUUCCCACUGCAGCAACAGUCCAAGAUGCUCAUAUAACAAGUGCCCAAGUGAAGGAAGCACAGGUCAUGAAAUAGAAAGUUUUCGUAAUAAAGGAUAUGAAGAUGAUGUUCCAAGUGACAGCACUGCAGUCCUGAGCCCUGAAGAUAUGUCAGCUCAAGGAUCAUCUUCACAACUUCCUAAACGUUUUGAUCCUGAUCCAGAAGCUAAAUAUGGCACACUGGAUGUGACUUUUGACUAUGACUCACAAGAACAGAAGCUUCUGGUAACAGUGACAGCUGUCACAGAUAUCCCAACAUAUAACAGGACAGGUGGUAACUCAUGGCAAGUACACCUUGUUCUUCUGCCUAUAAAGAAACAGAGAGCAAAAACCAGUAUCCAGAGAGGACCAUGCCCUGUCUUCACAGAAACAUUCAAAUUUAAUCAUGUUGAAUCUGAGAUGAUUGGAAAUUAUGCAGUUCGGUUCAGACUGUAUGGUGUACAUCGCAUGAAAAAAGAAAAAAUUGUGGGGGAAAAGAUUUUUUAUUUAACAAAAUUGAAUCUUCAAGGGAAAAUGUCAUUACCUGUGAUAUUGGAACCUUCUUACAAUCAUUCUGACUGUGACUCCCAAAUGAGCAUGUCAGAAAUGUCCUGUAGUGAAAGUACAUCCUCAUGCCAGUCUCUUGAACAUGGCUCAGUUCCAGAAAUUCUCAUUGGCCUGCUUUAUAAUGCCACAACUGGAAGACUAUCAGCAGAAGUGAUAAAAGGCAGCCACUUCAAAAACUUGGCAGCAAACAGACCACCCAAUGGACUGUUCUGUUGUCUAAAACACUUGAUAGGUGGACAGGUUUAUAUAAUCCGAGAUACGUAUGUUAAGUUAACUCUGCUGAAUUCCAUGGGUCAAGAGAUGUCCAAAUGCAAGACAUCCAUCCGCAGAGGGCAGCCAAAUCCAGUAUACAAAGAAACCUUUGUUUUUCAAGUGGCCCUAUUUCAACUUUCUGAUGUGACACUCAUACUAUCUGUGUAUAACAAACGCAGCAUGAAAAGAAAAGAAAUGAUAGGUUGGAUUUCUUUAGGUCUGAACAGCUCUGGAGAAGAGGAACUCAAUCACUGGACUGAAAUGAAAGAGUCAAAAGGACAGCAAGUAUGUAGAUGGCAUGCACUGUUAGAAUCAUGAUGAGUUGGAUAAAUGAGCAGUUACAAUCCGAGGGAGCAUUAUUUCUAAUUACAACAUUACUGUUUUUACCUGUGACCAUUAGAAGAACUGUUCUCUGAAGAAUCAUAUUCAACAUUCAAUCAAAUACAUUAAAUUCAGUGGAAAGAGCAUCUAAUGCUAACAUAAAUGAAGAAAAGAUGUAUCUCUGUAGAGCUUGUUUGGGAAAAUGAGUAACUUCUAUCAUCAUUAAACUAACAGUCCUCCAGAGAGUUAAUAACAUGCUUUUGGUUUGAACGUAAUUUUACUGUAGCAGAAAAGCCAGUACAUUCAUUAAAAAUCAAAAUUAUAAGUGAAUUUUUAAAAAUCAGAAUUUUAGUUGCAACACUACUUUAGUACCACCCUACAUAUUAGCCGUAAAACAUGCCUUGACUGACCAACUCUCUGGUGUUCUUAAUGUUCUUUAACAUGGAAAAGUAAUUCUCCAGUUUUGUCAUAAGUCAUAUCUAAUGGUGAAGGGUUUCAAUCACAUCGAAACUUGUUUUAUUUCAAAUAUUUUCCCUCUAUGCACUUAGUUUUAUUGUGCCUCAGUUCUUCUUACUAGCUCUAAAUCUAAGUGCAAGAAUGCAUUCAUUUUCAUAAAAGAAUUUUUUACAUGUUAUUAAAAAUAAAGCUCAUGUCUUCAUUGCCUCUGCUUUUGCCUGAUCCAAAGAGACCAAGUUACUGUACUGGUCCCUUGCAAGUCUUUUAGACAGGUUGUACUGUAGAACUAUGUAACUUUCUGUUGAAAGCACUUCCUGUAUUCUUGUAUUCCAAUGUAGGAACCUAAUAGAGCAGGAUUUACUUUAAAAUUUCUUUGAAUGAUUGACUCUUUAAAAUUGUAGUAACGUGAAAAUACAUUUUUUACACACUGAAAAAUACAGUAGAUAAGCUGUUGAAAAUCAAAAACUCAAGUUAAAGAAAAAUGUAAUCUGCUUUGAGUAUUUAGUAACCAAAACUGCAUAAAACAGGUAGCGUUGAAAACAAGAAACUUCUCUCUCUCUAAACCAUCUUCACUCUUACUUCAAACAAUUGAUAUUUGUGAUACAAAGACUGUCUAGUACUCAGUCUGAAUCAGAACAUCAUGUUAAAAACAGUUCUGAAAUUCCUUCUGAAGUUUCUGGUAACUUGUGACUAGAUUUUAUGAAAUUUACAGAUACGUUUUUCAACAUGAUGUCAUCCUGUGCCUUUCAUGUAAGUUAAAUUUGUUCAAACAGCUUGAAAGUUGUAUUUGCAAAAUUAGGCCUUUGAUUUUUAUAAAUGUAAAGAUUCCUCAGAACAGUGUCAUAAGAUCCUUAUUUCCUCUGAAGUAUGUAAAAGGCAGAUAAAUUACUAAUUUUUUUAAUGUCAAGGCACAUCCAUUUGUUUUUAUAUUUAGGAAUUCUGAUUAAUCAGGAAUAUUAUAAGUUAUUUGCUUUUUAAUUUUGCUUCAUACCCAAUAUAAAUUUUAUGCAUAUCUUUAUUAAAUACAUGCAUAUGUUUUCUAUAUUUGAAAAACACUUUUUUUCUCUUUCUUAUUUCUAAUUAACUAGACAAAAGCAUACUAUUUACCAAUUACUAAAAAGUAGUAUAUCAUUGUUCCUAGUCCCAACUCAGUACUAUAUAUUAUUCUAACUUAUUACCAUAAUAACAAAACCAUGCAUAGAUAUUAUUACUUUAACUUGGUCAUACUGAAGGGCCUUAAAAGAAAUCCGAAAAGACAAGGAACUCCUAAUAUUUUUUUAAAUUAAAAAAUGGCAGCUCUACACAUUCAUACUCAUGAACUGUAAGAAAAAAAAAAUGUUAUUUUGGGCUUUAUCAAGUUGCAUUAAGGGAGAAAAUCCAUUCUUUUGUUAUCAUAUCAAUGAACUUUUUCCAUGGUUUUUAUAAAUGAGUCAGGCUGUAGAGUUAGAGCAUGAAUCAAAAGACAAUGUCUUAUUUAAGCAUUUUCAGCAACCAUAUGGAAAAAAAUUUGAAGAAGGUAUGUAGAUUUUACUGAGAAAUUGGGUUUAGGUAUAUAAUGCUUCAAGUAUCUGUCUGCUUUGAAAUAACUGACUGCAUUGCUAACAACUGGUAUCCACCUAAUAAAAAGAGUUAUCAGUCUUAUUUGUAGCUGUAACGGAACCUAAUCAAACACGUUAAUAACACCAGCUUGGUGCUUUCACCUUUAGAGGAGGAAAAUAUAUAACUUGUUGUUAUUUGGUAAAUCUAACCUUUCUUCAGACCUUUCCCAAAUGUGUGUGUGCUUUGAUAUAAUCCUUAGGUUUUUAUCUAAAUAUCAAAUCCAAUAUGUCCUAAAACUCAACAUUUUUUAAAAAUCAAGGAAUCUACCUCCACCCCAGCUGCCAAGUCCUCAACAAUUAUGAACUAUCUAAUAUGUGUGUUUAACCUACACACACACACACACACAAUAUAUUUUUAAAGACUUUUUUUUAAAGGUGAAGAUGCCCUGACUUUUUCAGAUAACCAAAUAGAGAAAUAUCUCUGAAGUUUCAAGUUUAUGGAUUAUUUUUCUCUUCUGUUUAUUUGCUAGAAAUUAUAUUUGGUUUUGGGUGCUAUUUGCUGCCAUUUUCCUCCACAGACAGCAAAAUGUACAUCUUUUUAUCUUGUAGAUUGACACAACUUAGAGUAAUUACUCCCCCCAAAAUUGUCUAUUCUUUUAGAAAAGAUUAAAUAGGGCUCAAGAGACCCACUUCACUCCAUUGAAUCUAAUGUACAAGACAGUACUGCUGCUUUCUUGUGUGCUUGAAUUUGCAUGAAAGCUUGAAGGCAAAAAUCUUACAUCUCAGUAAUUAUGGCAAAUAGGGGGCCACUGGUAGGCAGCAGGUGUUGCCUCAGAAACUUAAAAAAGACAACCCACUUUCUCACUGUUCUGUUAAAAUCCUCUAAGUUUUAUAAUAAAAUGAGGUAGUCCAAACUUGGCAAUUGACUGGCAUUCAUGUGCGCUCCUGAGCCUGGAUCGCAGUCUUUAUUUGUCUCCCAAAUGGGCUGCAGAAUGUAGCUGUUUAUUACUGCCCAGGAAACAAAGUGUAUUUCAAAUCAGUAAAAAAAUUUGUUUAGUAUGACAUUCCUCUUAACUUUCAGAAGCUUUGUUACAUAAUCUUGUGUCUUCAGUACUAACCAGAUUUUGCAUGAAAUUCAUUUGCAUAUUAUCUUACUGUGCAUUCAGUGAACUCUCAAUGUUAUAUUUCAUAACAAAAAUAAUUUUAAAAAUUUAUAAAAAGAAAAUAUCUAAACUACUUUGAUUAAUAUAUACAUGUUUCAAUGUAGGCCCAGCUAGGACAUCCAGCCUAGUGCAGAUGCUCAGGCUAAUAUUUUAAAUCAAUUUCUUGAUAACAUUAUCAUUUUCAUUUGACUAAUCAGUUGAAUCAGAAGCAUAGUCAAUGUCUGCAAAGUAAGAUAGCACCAACAAGGGAAGUGGUUGUGGAACUGAGGAUGUUCUUCAGAAUGAACAUGGGUGAGGGGACCAAAUGCUAUUGUCUUUCAAGUGGACUCAGAUGUAGGCUAUUCGACGGUGUACAUUUUGGAUGGAAUAAGAACAGUAGUCACCAACAGAUAUUUUUCAAGAUCUAUAUCCAUAUAUUCAUAGAAAGGACACAAAUUCAUUUGUCUAAAUCACCAUUUGCCUACAUAGAUUAGAUAGUCAACCACAGAGAAUUUUCACAUUGGUAGUUACUAUUCUGCCAGAAGUUUUCAUUUUUAAUUUUUUUCAUUCACCAUCCCAAGUACACCUGUGGCCUACACUGGAGGUAGCCAUCAGUACCGUCAUCACCAAGCACACUAUGGAGCACAAGGUUAAGCACUUCUUAAAAUUAAUUUUAAACCUCAUCUUUGCCCACCAAAAUUUAUAAUGAUGCUGUCUAUCAUUUAUUGAGAUCAGUGCAUUAUAUUGCUUAAUUCUCACAACACUAUGAGAUAAUAUUAUCAACAUUUUACAGAUGAAAAAAACUGUAAUAUGGAAAGAUUAAGCAGACUUGUCCAAGGUUUUCACUAAGUAGUAGAAAUGGGAUUAGAACACAGGUGUAAGUUACUCUAAAACCCAUGCUUAUUAUCACUAUGAUAUUGCAAUUGUGUCUAUCCCAUUGUAUCUAUCCCAUUUACAAGUUGCCAGAAAAACUGGAGAGCCUUAUGUUCAUUGAUAAUCCCACCCACCUUAAAGAAUAUUGAAUUGCAGAGCUAGGAAAAGGGAAACACAGAGAGAGAGAGAGAGCACUCUAGAAAGAUAAAUAAAAGGCAAAAAAGAACAAACAAAAAAAUCAGUUUUUUUCCCUUUUGGGACACAAACAGUAUCUUGUGUCAUACUUUGUAGAUGAUUUUGAUUUUCAAAGACUUGGGGAUUAAUUUACUCUGUGACUUUAGACUUUACUUACAUUCUGAAAGUAUGUUAAUCAACGUGAUUUGUUCCUUGACCACUCUUUGGAGUACAAGGUAUUUUAAUUGUUUAUGAUCACCUUUCUACCCUGUGAAGUGGAUAGCCUUUGUCUGGUAGCCCAUGUCUUACCUAGACCAGUGGUGAGAAGAGACUCUUGUGUCCUGUCUGCUUCCAUUGCAAUUUUUUUUUUUCUUUUUUUAAAUUCAUUUUAUUGAGAUAUAUUCACGUACCAUGCAGUCAUACAAA
This is a messenger RNA of Choloepus didactylus (southern two-toed sloth), 6486 nucleotides long. It is a transcript of the gene SYT14, whose product is annotated as synaptotagmin 14. The record is from RefSeq and is a predicted model, not a curated record. The transcript is spliced from 7 exons. The coding region runs from base 3 to 1874 and encodes 623 amino acids. Lineage: Eukaryota; Metazoa; Chordata; Mammalia; Pilosa; Megalonychidae.